Molecule: messenger RNA, 3237 nt
Organism: Linnemannia hyalina
Lineage: Eukaryota; Fungi; Mortierellomycota; Mortierellomycetes; Mortierellales; Mortierellaceae
Source: the annotation of a GenBank genome assembly
AUGGCAAAGGGCUUGUCCAGUAACAACGCGGUGGCGGUCUUUGGCACAGCAGUCGCCCUCCGCCUAGCACUCUUCCACUUCCCAGCAUUAGCCAGUCUCCUCGGCGAGCGAGUCGAGAUAUCGACCCCUGUCACUAGUUUCAAAAGGCUGUCUGAGGGCGUCUUCUUGUUCACAAAUGGCGUACCGCCAUACGACGGGGGGGUUGUGCAUCAGGCACCUCUUCUUCUUGGAUUGUUCUACCCAAUCAUUUCGAGUCCGCUCCUCGUCAACCUUCUCUACAUUCUCAUCGAUCUCGCCAUUGGAUACAUGCUGCUCCAGAUCACAACCAUCAAGGACGAGGAUUAUGCAAAGGAGAAAAAGAUCACACAAUACGGUGGCAAGGAGGAGGAGCCAGGAAUGGGCGGUCUCUCGGUCGCGACUCUCUAUUUGUUCAACCCUUAUACCAUCGCCAGCUGUAUCGGCAGGAGCACGAUACUGUACUCGAACGCUGCCGUCGCAGCCGCAAUCUGGAUGGGCAUGAAAGGCAACAAGAGCUUGGCGAUGUUUAGUGUUGCUGUAGCGACCUACCUGUCACUAUACCCCUCCAUGCUCAUCAUUCCCGUCAUCCUAAUGCUCACACGGAAGAUUAACGACAACGAUCUCACCAAGAAGGUCGCCAUUCAAUGCACAGGACUGUUCGCAGGAUCGCUGGUCGCUCUGUUUGCACUUUCGUUCGUUCUGGUCAACUCUUGGGACUUUUUCGGAAGCGUUUACGGCACCAUCUUGACUGUGAGCGAUCUGACACCCAACCUGGGUCUCUGCUGGUACUUUUUCAUCGAAAUGUUCGACCAGUUCCGCCCCUUCUUCUUGGUCGUUUUCCAGAUCCACGUCUUUAUCUUUGCUGUGCCCGUUUCCAUCAAGCUGAGAAAAUACCCAUUGUUCGUCUCUUUCUUGUUGUGCGCGAUCAUGGGCACUUUCAAGGGAUACCCAUCAGUCGGUGACGCAUCCCUUUACCUUGGCUUGCUGCCUCUGAGCUCUGAGAUCUUCAAGUACAUGCGGUACUCGUUCCUGGUGACGAACCUGUUUAUGUACUCGACCUUGCUGGCGCCCAUUUUCUGGUACCUGUGGGUGUACGUUGGAAGCGGAAACGCCAAUUUUUUUUACGCGAUCGGACUUGUAUACGGUAUUGGCGAGAUCAUCUUGAUGAUUGACUCGACGUUUGCCCUCCUCCGCCGCGACUUUGAGGCCCAGUCGCCACCCGAGACGACCGGCCAGGAUGCCGCCCUUGGCUGGGACCGAGAGGUCUGCAUUUACCCAGUGUUAGGAACUGACUGUGUCUGCCCCACCUGCGACAUACCAGCAAGGGUCGGCAACCUGGUCAAGAACCCGUCCUAUGACAUAUUGGUGGCGUGUGUCACCAAGCUACGCAAUAUCCGUCUGGCUCAAAGACGAGGUCAAGAGUCCUCUUCAGAGGAUGGUGUCACUGAGGUGUUGACCUCUCAGCAGACCGAGCUUCUUGGCGAUGACAACCACCAUCUAGCACAACAGCCACAGCCACCACCUACUAUUUCUCAGCUUCAGCGGUUACUCAGUAUUCGGAAAGCAAACAGCCCAACGCCGCCCCUGCGCCAAGAGUCUGAGAGGCCGCAAGAUAGUACUCCUUCUUACGGAGAUUAUCAAGUGCCGUCCAACGGAGUUGUGAGUAACCAGCUGACGAGCAAUUUCAACACUCCUCGGAUGCCUACACCAUCGUUCCGGGAACUGCUGCUGGAUGUUGGAUCGCAAUCCGUCACCGACACUGAUCAAGUACAGGAUCAACAGUUAUCCAAUGGGCCCUCUAGGAAGCGGCGGAUGCAGACGAACGAGUACAUUGGACGGUCAGUGACACCACCCAACGGCGCAACAAGUAGGAAUAAGAAGCCUUCACGGCCAUCCGAUUCCGCAGGAAACGGAGGAUCGGCAACUACAACCACAGAUGAGGAUGAGGAUCUUGGCGAUGUCAAUUAUGAGUAUGGACAAGUCAUUGCUUCUUCUCAGCCAACAUUGGACUAUGAGAAGUUUACGUUGCCUCAGCGGCACCUGCCAUUCCUCCCAGUCAAUCGAGCACCCAGUCGACCAAAACCACCACAAUCACAGUCACAGUCACUUCACUCAACCACCUCUGGCCCCACUGGCUCUGAAAUAUCAACGUCCUCGCCAGCAUUGCCCAACAGCAUCAACUCAGAACCAACUACCGCCAUAUCGUGUGUCUUUACAGGACUCAACAAGGAGCAAAAGGACACCUUCGAUGACAAUAUCACCCGUGUAAUUGAAGCAGGACUCUUCAUGGAACAUAUGCCGGAUCAAGUUUUCAACGAAUCCGCGACUCAUAUCAUUACCAGUAUCGACUCCUUGGUCUGGAAGCGACUCGGCGUGGCUCUUUGUCCGAGAGUGCUCAAGUAUUUGGUUGGGAUGCUGUCCAAUGGGUGGGUUGUUCGGCAUGAGUGGUUUUUGGACAGUAUCAAGGCCAGGACAUGGUUGCCCCUACCAGAUGGGCGGUAUUUGAUUCAAGGAGAUGCCCAGUUUGGUCCAGCGCCUGGAACACAACACCGUCGCGAACUUCGGCAGCAGCAUUCAUUGAAACUUUUUGAUUCUUGCCGAAUGUUCUUCUACGGCGAAUUCGGAGCAGCCGCCCAAAAGUCGAUCAAGAAACAGGAACUACUUCGACUGGUCCAAUGCGGAGGCGCGAGCGUCUUGAUGAAACGACCUCCCAAAUCGUCCUCAUCCUCUUCUUCCAUUCGUGCCAGGUCUAGGACUCCUGCUGGCGAAGCAUUUGGACUUAACAGCACCAAUGGUAGUAACUCAGGUGUGGAAGAGGAUGUUUUCUUCUCGCCAAAUCGGUCGUUCUUAUACCUCACCGAGGAUACCAAACCGUGGCAGGUGCCUAUCGACAAGUCCGUCCCGAUCAUCAUUUGUGACCCAAACAAGAUACCUUCCGGAUAUUACACCAACCCUUCCUCCACCACCACCACCUCUUCCUCUUCCACCUCUAACGAAAACUCUGCGGCAUCAGCGUCAACAGCACUAUCACCGACAGAUCUGAAGAAGCAUGGCUGGCUCCGUGACUUCCAGGCCGUCUCGCUGACAUGGGUUCUCAAUUGCAUCUCGUGCAGUCUGAUGGGCAAGGCUGAUGUUGAUCUCUUGUAUGGGUCCCCUUGUCCGGAAGAGAUUCGGGAACUGGAUCAGGCAUGGGACUCGUGGCGUGCUAAAAAGGCAUGA